Messenger RNA from Drechmeria coniospora, 1113 nucleotides. Its product is annotated as MAT1-1-1. The transcript is spliced from 2 exons. The record is from RefSeq and is a predicted model, not a curated record. Lineage: Eukaryota; Fungi; Ascomycota; Sordariomycetes; Hypocreales; Ophiocordycipitaceae. Bases 1 to 1113 code for a protein of 370 amino acids. Gene Ontology annotation, molecular function: DNA binding, bending. Gene Ontology annotation, biological process: positive regulation of mating-type specific transcription, DNA-templated. Gene Ontology annotation, cellular component: nucleus.
AUGAAGCAAAAAAAUAUUACAACAAGAGCGGAGAUCCUCCAGCGUCUAUCGGCUGUGCAAUGUCUAGAGCUCCUGCAAUUAAUGCCUGAUGAUACCCUUCUCGAAUUGGCUGGUCGCUAUUUUGAAACCCUCACCGACUCAGAGAUUCUGAGAUCUCACGAAAAUAGUGCACCGAAUAUUGGAAAAGAUCACGUAAAGAUCGCCUCUGAUCGAGCCAAACGACCACUUAAUGCUUUUAUGGCAUUUCGAUGUUACUAUCUCAAGAUCUUCCCUGAUGUUCAACAAAAGGAUGCCUCCGGGUUCCUAACUCUGCUUUGGGGCAAGGAUUCAGCAAGAAAUAAGUGGGCGUUAAUCGCAAAAGUUUACUCAUUCGUCCGAGAUGAGAUUGGCAAGGACAAAGUAUCUUUGUCCACAUUCCUCGGCCUCGCCUGCCCAACUAUGGGAAUUGUUCAACCUUCCGAGUACCUGGAGACCUUUGGCUGGACCAUAGUUAAUGAGGAGGAUGGUCCAAAAAUUCUUUGUCGCGACGAGGCAAAAUCUUCGGCUAUUGUCGAACAGAGCGAUGCGAACUUUGAUUACUUCCCCAGCACUGAAAUGGAACUUUUGUCCACUCUUGUCAGAGUCGGAUACUUCCCCGACCAAGGAAUGGAUCUCAUUGAGCGUAUGGGUUCUAACCAGAGUGGCAUCAUGACCACUCGUGGCAACAAAUUCAACCUUCCCGUCUCCUAUACGAAGGAAAAGGCUGAUUUCAUCCAAAUCAUCCGCGAUGAUCCGAUACAGGCGACUAAGGACAUUCUCGGUGAAUGCUAUGACGAUUACACAAUUCGCGAGCUUGGAGUCAAGACACAUAAUGUUGGCAACGUUGAGACGAUAUCCCAUUUGUCAAUGGAGCGGGAGUACCAGGACCCUUCAUUGUUCUACAACUAUGCCUCCACGCAUCAAGGUAUCGGAUUGCCUGUUUUUGAAGAGAAUGUUCUCCAUUUUGAUGGAAUUCCUGAGAAUGAAAGUUAUGACAUCAACAAUCCAUUUGAUUUGGAUGAGAUGCUUGGUCAUACACAAUCUGAAGGAGAGCGGAGUGAGUAUGCCGUCUCAGAUGUGUUGAGCUCCAACUAA